AACCAGGUCCAUUCCAUUUCACCCCCUCUAACCACAUCUCCACCUGCAGCAAAGCCAGCAUGAGAUUCUUUCUGCUUUCUCACUCCCAUCCCCACAAGUAAACACACACACACAAACACAAAGAAACACACAUGCAUAUGUUGAUCUUGCCAGCUUGCCCUGCAACCAAGCAACACACACACACACACACACAAACAGCUCACCUGCUGUGCUGCCUCCCUCUUCUUGCCAAUCCAUGCAUCGUCUCCCAACGCUGCACACCAAUCCUCUCCUCCCCUCCUGAGUCCCCAGCCAUGGAGCAUCGUCGCCAUCCGUCUUCUUCUUUGCUUCCUUCUCAUGCAUUCCGUCUGCCUUGAUCAGACUCAUCAGAGCAAUGCCACUGCCAUGUCGACGUGCCACUCGUCGCCGUCGCUCCUGGACCUCGUGAGCCUCCCGCCUUCUCCUCCUCCUCCUCCGGGACCGCGAGCUCCGUCGCCGUCGGCUUCUUCGUCCUCCUCGUCGCCGGGCGGCGGCGGCGCCGGGAUGGUGCAGGUGGUGCCGCUGGACGUCAACGAGGAGCUCCUGGGGAAGUUCCGGGACACCAGCGAGUUCGGCUUCGAGUAUGAGAAGAGCGGCCUCUGGUCGCCGCUGGUGGCGCGGCCGGAGGCCCUCGCGCUCGCCGGCACACGCCGCCGCCGGAGCUGGAGGAGGAAGGUGUUCUGCUGCUGGUGACGUUCCGACAUGGAUGCAGCAUGGGAGCUUUUGAGCCACUCAUGGAUGACUCUGAGGAGUUUUGGGAGUUUUUCAUGUAAUUAUGGGAAUAUUUGAUUUGAUGUGUAAUUGGAAUUUAGUAAUUAAUUUGACACUGCGUUUUUCAUUUUGUUUUAUCUUGGAUUCUUGGCUUUGUACCUAGGAGCAUGUAGAGAAAUAUUCAAAAUGAGAAAUGACUUGUGUGUAGUAGUGUAAUCUAGUGGUGUGUUCACUGAUUUUUCAGUUUGGUCAAAAACCUGAUACGUGUGCAAAAUACAUAUAUAGGUGCUUGUUUUAACUAUUUAUUUAUGUUUGCUGAUAUGGAUGUAUAUACUCAGUUUCAUAUUCAUUACCCAUUCUCUCUUUUGAGGGCCUUCAU
Oryza brachyantha (malo sina) is the source of this 1108-nucleotide messenger RNA. RefSeq lists its product as uncharacterized. Bases 337 to 711 code for a protein of 124 amino acids. Lineage: Eukaryota; Viridiplantae; Streptophyta; Magnoliopsida; Poales; Poaceae. The record is from RefSeq and is a predicted model, not a curated record. The transcript has 2 exons.